This is a messenger RNA of Ilyonectria robusta, 1242 nucleotides long. RefSeq names its product dihydrodipicolinate synthetase. NCBI's taxonomy places the organism in Eukaryota, Fungi, Ascomycota, Sordariomycetes, Hypocreales, Nectriaceae. The transcript has a single exon. Bases 141 to 1085 code for a protein of 314 amino acids. The record is from RefSeq and is a predicted model, not a curated record. Gene Ontology annotation, molecular function: 4-hydroxy-tetrahydrodipicolinate synthase activity.
UGUACUCUCAAUCACGCAGUCUGCAGCAAGUAAGUCUCUCUCCUGUACAAUCUCCUCGCGUCGAUAUAUUUGCCAAGGAUAGCCCAACUGUUCAGAACCGAGACAACCCCCCUCCCCUGUCUCUCACACCACGAUUAAUCAUGGGCUUCCCUAAAGUCCCCCCCAGCGGAGUCUGGUGUCCCGCCGUCACCCUGUUCGACCGGGAAACCGACGCUCUCAUACCCGAGGACCAGGCCAAAUACUAUGCCUACCUCUCCAAGACCGGUCUUCGCGGCCUUGUUAUCCUGGGUACAAAUGCCGAGACCUUCUUGUUGACGCAGAACGAGCGCAAGUCCCUCGUCAGUAUUGCCCGCAAGGCCAUCGGUCCGGACUUCCCCAUUAUGGCCGGUGUUGGCGGCCACUCGACGCGCCAGGUGCUCGAAUAUAUCGCCGAUGCUGCUGAUGCCGGUGCCAAUUACGCCCUCGUGUUGCCUCCGGCGUACUUUGGCAAGGCCACUACGCCCGCUGUCAUUACCGACUUCUUCCUCGAGGUCGCCGCCAAGAGCGCCCUGCCCAUCGUCAUUUACAACUUCCCCGGCGUGUGCAACGGCGUGGAUCUCGACUCGGCCAUCAUCGCCGACCUGGCCCGCAAGCACUCCAACAUCGUCGGCGUCAAGCUGACCUGCGGCUCCGUUGCCAAGAUCACCCGCCUCGCUGCGGAGCUGGACCCCGCGACGUUUGCUACCUUUGGCGGCCAGUCUGACUUCCUUAUCGGCGGCUUGAGCAGUGGAUCUGCCGGCUGCAUCGCCGCCUUUGCCAACGUCUUCCCCAAGAGCAUCGUGCGCAUCUACGACCUAUGGCAGGAGGGCAAGAUCGCCGAGGCCCUGCAGUUGCACAAGAAAGCCGCGCUGGCUGAGCAGCCCUGCAAGUCUGGCAUUGCCGCAACAAAGUACGCCGCCGCAGUCAACACGGCAAAGGCGGCCGGUAUUGAGAACGCCCCCGCCAAGAUGAUGCCCAGGAAGCCUUAUGCCGAGCCGCCGCAGGCCGCCAAGGAUAACGUCGCGUCGACCAUGGCGGAGCUGGCCAAGAUUGAGGCUUCGUUGUAAGAGGGAUGUCGCAACGCGAUAGAAUAACUCCAACGGAUAGAUUACAUGAAGAAUUAGACCUUUAUUAGUCCCACUAAUAGAUGCAAGCACCCUUGACAAGCGGGUGCUAAAUUUAGCAACCGUCAUCAUGUCUAUGUCGUGUGUUAGUGUCACCCAA